AUGCCGCGCAAGGCGGUUACCGUUUGCAUUUUUCUUGCCCUUGUUUUAUAUUCAUUCAUUUUCCUUUCUCCAGACCCAGCAGCUUUUGAUCGACAGCUUGCCAAGGCUGCCACUUAUGCAUCUUCAGCCCACUCAAAGUCAGCUCUGGCCGUUUUGGAGUCCUCGCCAGAUAAAAAGGUGACGAACUGUCCCGAUAAGCAGACCAAGAUUGACGCAAAGCUUUGGAACUCGAUCAAGAAGAAGACGGAUUCUUUGCUCGACGACAAGUUCACAAUCUUGCUUCAAACCUACAGGCGGCCCGACAUUCUGGGCAGAACACUGGAUGCGAUUCUCGGAGAACAUGUCCCCUCCCUACUCGAAGUCCACAUCAUCUGGAAUGACCCUGAGAUACCCGCCCCCGAGAACUUUCUCUCCAAGCACGGCGUACCUGUUAUCUACCGCCAGACCACCAAGAACAGUCUGAACGAGAAGCUCCGUCCGAAUGAGGCAUACCGCACCAAGGCCGUGCUCCUCCACGACGACGAUGUGUACUACCACCCUCGCGACAUGGAGUUUGUCUUCCAGACAUGGCGAAAGAAAGCGCAGGACCGGGUUGUCGGUGCAUUCGCCCGCAUGCAUGUCCAGAACUCCGAGGGCGUAUGGGAGCUUGGCUUUUCCAGCGAUGCCUACUCCGUCGUCAUGACCGGUCUGGUCUUUGUCCACAUUGCCUUUAUUGAGUAUUACUGGACAGAAGACCCCGUCAUGAAGCAGAUCCGUGAUUUCGUCGAUAACCUCACCAACUGCGAAGAUGUAGCAAUGAACAUGCUCGUCUCGGCCAUCACUUGCCAGCCUCCAUUGCAGGUCAAUGGGCUCAAGAAUCCUUCAAACGAAGCCCCCGCCAUCGCCAUCAGCACCUCCGCGGCGCAUCCCGCGGCACGAAUCGCGUGUAUGAACGAUCUGCCGGUUAUGUUGGGUGGAAUGCCUCUGAUCAACACCACAGAAUCCAUCAAACAUGGACAGUUCGACUGGUGA
Molecule: messenger RNA, 1011 nt
Organism: Clonostachys solani
Lineage: Eukaryota; Fungi; Ascomycota; Sordariomycetes; Hypocreales; Bionectriaceae
Source: the annotation of a GenBank genome assembly